AUAUAUAUAUNAAUGUAAAAAAAAAAAACAGAAUCAUCAAAUUAACGUCCUUGGCUAGAAAAUGGAAAGCAUCGAAAUGCUGAAAGCACUUUAUGACUUCCAGGCGGUCUAUCCCAAAACCAUAAGUUUCGAUGAAGGGGAAUACUUUAUAUUGUACCAGACUUCUGCUCGCCAAAGAAACUGGUGGCAAGUAGUUAGCAUGAAAGGCAAUAUUGGUUUUGUGCCAUCCAAUUACGUAAUGAAAAUCAAGGUUGAACCGGAUUUUCUAAUAAGCUUCCUCAACUCCUCAAUUGAGUCACUUGAAAAGUCUAAAGAGACGGAAAUCAAUGGAAUCAUGCCGAAAGAAGAACUAUUGGAGCGGCUGCGUGAAAAGAAAAUGUCCAUGGAAAAACUAUAUUUGGACUAUUCGGAACGUGACUGCGACUCUUCUUUGUCUUUCUCGCAAAGCAUUAGUGAGAAAAACUACUCUAAAUCACACAGCAAUCGUGCCACAUCCGCGUCCGCACAACAAACACCACAUAGUCCACAAAGUCCUCCACGUUCCAACCGUUUGGAUAGCAAUAAAAAGUCGAUGUCUAGCCCUGCUGUAGGUGUUGUAAUACCUCAAAUUAUGCAGGAAUCCACUAGCAUGGGCACUAUGCAGAUACAAACUCAGCAAUCACAACUUCAGCAGCAGCAGCAGCAGCAGCAACAGCAACAACAACAGUCGCAACAAUCACAGUCGAACAAUAAGGGCAGUGAUAUCACACAGGACAACAGCAUCACAUCGGAGCCUUCAGAGACUACUACAACUACAACGACAACCAGCGAAGAUGUGGUGACCACAUACAAAGAAUCGAGUCAAAAAGAAUCUUCUCUACAUAGUAGUUAUUCAAAACAGAAUGGCAGUGAUAUAAAGAGUGAAGCAGGCGAUGCUGGUGGUGGCGGUAGUGGUGGCAAUAACAGUUGUAAUGGGGCCGGUGUUGGUGGAAACGGUGUAAUCGAGGGCGCAAAUACUUUAACAGAUGCCAGUGAAAAUUUCAAUGAUGAAAAAGUUGCAGAAAAAUCUGAUGGCAGUGAGCCCAUAAGUGAUGGUCGUGAUGGCACAACUUUGGCGAACGAUGGACGUGGUGAUUUUACUAACAGUGUAGAGAAUAGUCAAGCGCUUGAUAGUGAAGAUAGCGCCGUACAGCCCGGCGCUAUCGCCAAUUCCACAGCCACUGUAAGUGCCGCCAUGUAUGGAGUGACUCGGGCGAAUUUAAAAAUUGAAUCAUCGGAUGUUUACCAAAUCGUUGAUAUAAUACGACGCAAUACAAAUCUAAGCUUUGAUUUGUCAUGUGAGGCGUUACGCGUUGUCUUAACUAGUCUAGAGCAAUUGUAUAAUGGUGCCAUAAAUCCAUACUUAGAGGCGGUGGCGAUACAUGUGACUGAUAAAGUGGAGACUCCGAAAGCAUUGCUGGGUAUGACACAUGAUUCAAAACGCUUACAGUACAUAUUUUCACAGCUGGCUGAUUGCAAAAACGAUACUGAACAACGCUCUUGGAUGUUGUACGAAGAUGAGGAAGAUAUUAUACAAUUUCUGGAGGAGCUAGUAGAAAUACUGAACAAUGCAGACGAAAAUAUUAGUUGCUAUGAAAUGUCGUGUGAUCAGUACCAGGUGCUUAUUAAUCUAGUGCAGUAUUACCAAAUGGAAACGCGUUGGCCGAUAAAACAGCUACUACUGAAAACGUUUACUGCUGCUUGCCAUUUGGACCAUAUUAUAGUCGAUAUUUUACUAACAUCUGUAUUGCCAUUAGAAAUCGUAGAAGAUAUGAAAACCAAUUUUGCCAACCUAGAUAAAUUUAAGAAACUUGUCAAAAUGUUAACAAUAAUAUUUUCCAUGGGGCAACCGAUGCCAGUUAAUCAUCAAGAUUACCUUGGCGUACACUUUGCGAGUUUUCUUUUGGAAAUCGUUGAAGGCAAUAACCCCGAGAGCCUUGUUGACAUGGUUAUAUCAUUGAUACUGGCCUUUAAUUUGCAAUUUACUGACUUUUCACAAAAUGUUGUGGUGGAAGCUAUGCAGAACUUGCCAAGUGCGAAAGUUUUCACAGAAAAAAUUCUUUUGCUGUUAAAUAGAGAAGAGGAUCCCAUAAGGGUAUUGAAACAUUCAACUGAGAGCAUAAAUUCAGUACUAAAAAUAUUUAUCGAUAUAUUUAGUAAUCCAGAUACUGCUGGCAUGUUUUAUACAAACGAUAACAAAGUGCUCAUUGACAUACUAGUACGACAACUGUCCGAUUUAUGCGCGGGAAAUCCGCUGCGGCGUUGCUAUUUGGAGUUAUGUCGACGCAUUUUGCGCAACACAAAUUAUUCGGAGCAUCAGCAUCGCAAGCAAGAUUUUAUGAAAAUAUUUACACGCAUCUUUUGUGAAGAGACCGAGUGUAGCGCAUCAGAUCAACAGCUUGUGCGUGAGAUUGCUAAUGAAUUUCCACAGUUAUUCAAGGCCUAAAUAGCAUUUAUUGAAGGAGAAUAGAAAUAGGAUUUGAUGACUGAGCAAAUAUGUAGUAGUAAAAUUCUAGUAACUCAUUGUUUUCAUCAUUCAAAAAUAUUUUAUGUACAAUUUUGUAUUCGCACCUUAUUUGUGAUGAUAAAUUUUCAAUUUAGUUGAUAUUAUGUGCGCAUUUAUCCUUUGAUUAAUUUGUAAAGAUACAUAUCUAUAAGUGUGUAUAUUUAUUUUGGAAUAUUUCGCUUUAAUUUUCAUUGAAAUAAUAACCAAAUGCCAACGAUUUUUUUUGUUUAUAAUAUUUUAAAUCAUACAUUUUUGUAUAUGUAGUUUUAUGUUUAGACUUAAAAAUCAGACUUGAAUUUAGAGUUUUAAGUAAUUAAAAUAAUUGUCUUAAUAGUGAUGAAAGGUGUGCUCAUAAGCUCCACAGUUAUGCGCACAUUCAUAUGAAUGAAAGUGUAUAUUUAAUGCGUAAACAUAACAAGUAUGAAAUUAGGCAAUUAGUAUAAAAGAAAUAGUGAAACAGUUUGCAAUAUUGAAAAUUAUACCUGAAGUCUUAUAAAGUGUGAGCAUAUUUAAUAAUUAUGUAUCGUUAAACUAACCCAAAUACGCACUCAUUCAAAGGAGUAAGUGGUUGUUGAUAAACCAAAUUAGAGAUAAUAUCU
Molecule: messenger RNA, 3123 nt
Organism: Rhagoletis zephyria (snowberry fruit fly)
Lineage: Eukaryota; Metazoa; Arthropoda; Insecta; Diptera; Tephritidae
Product: NCK-interacting protein with SH3 domain
Biological process (GO): endocytosis
Molecular function (GO): Arp2/3 complex binding; protein binding
Source: RefSeq, a predicted model, not a curated record